AUGGUUGGUGUUCCACGUAGCAAGGGCUGCUCGGUUUGUCGAAACAGACGGAUUAAGUGCGACGAGGCUCGCCCCGAGUGCGGUCAAUGUCGAAAAUACGGCUGUCCCUGUCCGGGUUACAACCGCGGCCUCAAAUUCCAGGACGAAGGACCGAACCUCCAACGCCGGCACCGUCGCACAUCUGACCGGAAAUCACCCCACGAUGCCGAUAAGAAACUAUCCCCAGAUUCCGAAUCGUCCAGCGCUGUAGCUAAAGUCGAUGCGCGCACAAUGAUGCCCGAAGUCGUCGCGGAAGAGGCACUACAAUUAAUGCAGACACACGUGAGCAGCAUUGACGAGAGUCUGUCGCCGUCCCUCAUGCAGAAAUUAUUUAUGACGCAGCAACCGAGACUCUUUAUGGACUUCACAUGCGCUGCGUUUCCAACUCUGUACUUUCACAAUCGCUUCCGAUCGGAAAUCGCGUUUCCCGAAUACAUCAUGGAGAAUUUCCAUUCGAAAGCGUAUCAGGAUUCGGCGGUAUGCUGUCUCAGCGCGGUAUACCUGGCCUCCUUGACAAAGGAUACCCGGCUCCUUCGAUCAAGUCGCUACAUGUACGGAGAAGCAUUGCGAAGAAUCAAUCGCAUAAUAGACACAGAAGAAGCUCUUUCCGAUAAUGUGCUGAGCACUGUUAUGAUGCUUAUGGUCUACGAACUGUAUGCGCGCACGACUCCAGAUGCCUGGGUCAAACAUGCCCGCGGUGUCAAAGAGAUGAUGUUGAAACGUGGGGCGAAGAAACACAUGUCUGGCUUUGGUCGGUCCUGCUAUUAUGCCUUUCGAGGCUUUCUGGUUGCUCACGCCCUUCAUGAGGGUAUACCCUGUUUCUUGGAUGAGGAAGAAUGGCAAAAUCUCGCCGCUCAAGUGCAACAAGAAGACGCAGAGAAACCAUCCGAAUGGUCAGUGUUUGUGCAUGUAUCUGAAAUGAUCUUCAUGGAACUGGUCAAAUGCCCUCGAUAUGUCUACGAUGUGCGACAACUAUCGCCCGGCACUCCACGAAGCGAAGUCAUCCAUCUUGUUGCCCGCAUUCGGGCUACAUGCGCCAAUCUUCGAAGUCUCAGCGACGAACUUCAGGGUUCUAUAAUGUAUCAUUUCCAGAAAAGACAAGGCAUAGAAGUCAGAACAGAAGGCUUCGUAGGGCCGGCACCAGCCUUGUUCCCGGAUACCAACCCGACGCUUCUCCUUCAGGGUGCAGUUCAAUGCAUUAAUACAUUGGAGAAGCUCUUGGGCACGAUCAAAAUCGAUAACCUCCUCAUCAGACCUGCAAUCCAAGAAUCGCUAGAACCUCAACAACGAACAAUAUCUCAGUCACAGUCAAAAUCACCAUCACCGCCGCCAAUACCCUCCUCUCCACCAUCCGCUGCAUACUCUCACGAGAUUGCUGGAACGGACUACCUGUCUCCAACACCCUCAGCCGACUCAACCUGCGAAACAAUUUCCACCGAAAACUCUAGUCCCCGUUCAGCAGAUGACGCUGCACAUACCUUCACCCUACCCUUCCGCCUAGUAUCCGAGAUCAGUCGUGGCCCAGUGCACCAUGACAAAUCUCGUGGUCAUCGGCCAGUCGUCUGGUUAGAUCACAUUGCAUGCUCAAUGGGUAUGAUUCGAGCAGAUGUCGAACAGGAGGAGCCCGAGCCGGAAGAAUAUGACACGCAUCUAGAAACUAUUGUCGAGACCGUCGAAAUAGAUGAUGACUAA
Messenger RNA from Talaromyces amestolkiae, 1731 nucleotides. RefSeq lists its product as uncharacterized. The record is from RefSeq and is a predicted model, not a curated record. Gene Ontology annotation, biological process: regulation of DNA-templated transcription. Gene Ontology annotation, molecular function: zinc ion binding; DNA-binding transcription factor activity, RNA polymerase II-specific. The transcript is spliced from 2 exons. Lineage: Eukaryota; Fungi; Ascomycota; Eurotiomycetes; Eurotiales; Trichocomaceae. The coding region runs from base 1 to 1731 and encodes 576 amino acids.